AUGUAUUGUUCCGGAAAUCCUUGUCAUUCCCCACCAUCCAGUGGUGAAUUCUACGACUACCAAUAUUGCAAUCCUACUCCAGUUCCUUCCCAUGCAGGAGAACAAAGACCCACAUGCCAGUAUGCUAUGCCAAAAACUGAGAGCAAUCAAAACUUCCGGAUUUCGCACGCACCUUCACCAUCUAUGUCGACAAGUUCUGGUUGUUCAAAAUCUCAAAGCGAAAGCUCAGAAGAGGAAAUUGAUUUCGUACAUCGACUACCACCACACAUCGAAACCAAGGUAACAACGCAUCAUGCCCCUGAUGAUCUCUUACAUAAAUCGGUUGAGGUCUACUUUCCGCCAUCUUCACUGAAUCCUCUACACUUCUUCAAAAGCACCAAACGUGACCGAAAUGCUUUGGAUAAGCGAAGAGUGCACAGGUGUGAGCAACCUGGAUGCAACAAAGUCUACACAAAAAGCUCGCAUCUUAAAGCACAUCAGAGAAUUCAUACAGGUGAAAAGCCAUAUUUCUGCCAAUGGCCAAAUUGCACAUGGACAUUUGCGCGCUCCGACGAACUCACGCGACAUUAUCGUAAGCAUACCGGUGCAAAACCGUUUCGAUGCCCCGAAUGCUCCCGAUGUUUCGCCAGAAGUGACCAUUUGCAGGUAACAAGGCAAUCUUCACGAUUUUAUAUCGAAAACUCCCGAUGUACCUAG
Molecule: messenger RNA, 696 nt
Organism: Cylicostephanus goldi
Lineage: Eukaryota; Metazoa; Nematoda; Chromadorea; Rhabditida; Strongylidae
Source: the annotation of a GenBank genome assembly